CCCUCAACCACCUCAACAAAAAGAGAAAAUCUAGGCGGCGGCGGCGAGUUUCCCUGCCUGUUUAGCCUCAGACCCCAUCUCAACCCGAGAACGACGGCCGGUUGCAAGGAGACGGAGAUGGAAUUCGGGGAGAUAGAGAGGGCAUCCGGCAAGGAGAAGGGGAAGGGAUCCGGCAAGGAGAAGGUGAGGGAGAUGAUUCUGGUCGGGGAACUCCGGAAGAUAGAGAGAGUAUACGAGAACGAGAUGAAGUUGAAGAUGGAAUCCGGAAAGGAGAUGGAUUGGGUUCGGAAAUUUCGGAAGCUGGAUGGGGACUUCGGGGAAGAGAUAGUGAAUUCGGGAGAUAUGAAUUUGGUUCGGAGAUUUCGGACGAUGGAGAGGAAAUAUAGGGAGGAGAUGGAGAUCCGGUCGAAGAAGGAUAUGGGGCGGACCACGUACGUUGUCCGCAAUAAGAGGGAGGACACGUUCCGCAGCAGUACCAAAACUGAGAUCAAAAGGAGGGAGGCCACGUUCCAUAGCAUAGAUAAUGAAAGCCUUGCCGACGCUCUUUGUCGCCAUAUUAUUAUCCAGAGGAGGGAGAUCACCGCCCUGGAGAGACAGGUCGAAUCACGAGGGUUGGAGACGAUCGCCGGAAAGAAGGCUUAUCUAGAGAGGCAAAGAAAAAAAGGAGGGAUUUACGCUCCACAGCAGUUGCCACCCGAGAUGAUAGAGAUGUCCAAGUUGUCUGUCCAGAACAUUGACUCAGAUGCAAUCAACUUGCUCUGGGUAAGUUUGCCCUAUCUUGUUCUCAGCCAGAAGGAAGCACUUCAUUUUCUUUUGCAUGAGUGUCACGAAUAUGCAUAUCGGAUACAAUCUUUUGCAUCUAUACUGAGGAAAUCCAGUAUCCCCAUCAGGUUGGACAAGCUCAAGAAGCUCCGUAUUUUAUCCGAAACAUUUGUGGCUAUCUCGGAUUAUAUAAAGCGUUCAUGUGAACCCUUACAGAAAGAGAUUGUAGAUGAUCCAAUUGUUGCUAAGCGAGUGAAUUUGGAUGAUCUUAGUUCUUACCAUGCCGCCUGGAAAUCUAUAUGGGGCAGUCAGAUAGCAGGAUGUGGUUCGUUUGAUGACAUAACCACGUUGAGCCCUAUGCAAUUUACGCACUCCACGCCUGGUAUCUUUCCACACGCUGCUGUUGCCGGUCCAGCCCUGCAGAUCUUCUCCAUCAAAAUUGUGAAUGUGCAUGCCAACUUGCGCUGGCCGCUCCGUGUGUACGGGGUGGUUGCUGCACGAGACAUCGUGGACCGCAACCGCAACCUUCUCUUCUCCCGGUCAAGGGCAAACUGCCAAGAAGUCACCGAAGCGGAUCCUUUUUUGCUCUUGACUGGCCCUUCUCGUGCAAUUGUGGCUGCGGACACGGUUAAAUUUGAAGUUGAGCUUAGAAUUAUGUAUGCUGGAGCAGAUACCAAAGAUACAGUAUUGUUCUCUUCUACCUAUAAUUACUAUUCCAUGCAGCAGUAUGCCAACCCCAGGAUCAGCAGCUGCUGUGGUAUGUUAGAGUUAAGUGUUGGGCGCCUUACUAGAGCGGUCCAGGCCACUAUCGUGGGUGUCCGUGUUGUUGAAGGGGAGUGGCCUUUUCAAUAUGGAUGCCGGGUUUCUUGCUACUUAUCUCCUGAUGAAGAUCUUGUUCCGACUACACCUACGGAAGUCGUGUUAGUUAACUGUAAGGUUGAGGAAAUGGAGAAACAGUCUGAUGGUUACGUAAAUCUGUCAAGAAAUGUUGUUUCAGUGCAACUAGAGCAAACGCUGAAAGUGGUCAUUCAAGCCUACCCAGAAUCUGGCCUUGAAUAUCUACAUAAUGUUGAGGUUGACUUCCCUGUGAAGCAAUGCCAAACAACCAAGUGUUUAUGUACAGUUGGUAACUCGACGGUUCAGAUCGUUGUUGCUUGGUCCCUUCUUGCCAUGGAUAAGCUGGAUCUUGUGCUGGAGGGGUAUGUUACCCCAGUGUAGAGGGCUAUUAACUUAUAUAGUGUAAGUGUUUGUGCAUCCAUCA
Molecule: messenger RNA, 2023 nt
Organism: Triticum dicoccoides
Lineage: Eukaryota; Viridiplantae; Streptophyta; Magnoliopsida; Poales; Poaceae
Exons: 3
Coding region: 118-1980 (620 amino acids)
Source: RefSeq, a predicted model, not a curated record